Molecule: messenger RNA, 880 nt
Organism: Ahaetulla prasina
Lineage: Eukaryota; Metazoa; Chordata; Lepidosauria; Squamata; Colubridae
Gene: PCBD2
Product: pterin-4 alpha-carbinolamine dehydratase 2
Exons: 4
Coding region: 45-482 (145 amino acids)
Biological process (GO): tetrahydrobiopterin biosynthetic process
Molecular function (GO): 4-alpha-hydroxytetrahydrobiopterin dehydratase activity
Source: RefSeq, a predicted model, not a curated record
GGCGCAGGCGCUGGCUGGAGGGGGCGGAGAUGCCCGCCUGAGCCAUGCUGAGCCCCCGCGGGACAGGGUUGGGGAGGCUGCUGCAGCUGCUGCGAGGGGGCCUGGUGGCUGUGGGAGGCCGGGGCUGCGGUGGUGACCGGAGCAACUUCUCAGCUAUGUCUUCACAAUCUAGCUGGUUGAGCACCGAAGAAAGGAACCAAGCGUUAUAUGAUCUUAAAGCUGCUGGCUGGUCUGAGCUCACUGAAAGAGAUGCUAUAUUCAGAGAAUUCAUAUUCAAAACCUUUAAUCAGGCCUUUGGUUUUAUGACUCGGGUAGCUCUUCAAGCUGAAAAGAUGAAUCAUCAUCCUGAGUGGUUUAAUGUAUACAAUAAGGUCCAGAUAACACUCAUUUCCCAUGACUGUGGUGGUCUGACAAAGCGAGAUGUCAAGCUGGCUCAAUUUAUUGACAAAGCUGCCGCUUCUUGUCUAACAACUGGGUGCUAAAGUAAUCAUACACAAAUUCUAUAAUUUGUUUAUUUAGCCUUUUCUCUUACGGUAAAAAUAGUUAAUCCUCAAAUUUCCCUAUUCUAGCAGAAGCUUUUGCAUAGAUACCUAAAUUUUUUAUCAAGUAUAUAAAACGCUUUUGAGGUAUUCAGCAUAAAGGCCUUGAAAAUAGAUUUUAGCUAAGCAUUCUUCAAUAACUGAGAAGUCAGUUUCUACCCAGAAAUCCUUUUCAGAAUAAUACACUGAAUCUGCAAAGGUCAGACUGAAACCUAUCCUUGCAGGAAUGGAUGAAUAAAUUAAAUAUUGGUGCUUACAUACAUGCUCCCCUCUCCAAUUUUAACCCUUCAAGUGCCCAAGUCAAGACCCAAAUAAAAGCUUUAGAUUUAUUCUUUCGAAAA